AUGGAUGGAGACGGCUUCGACGUUUGGGGUUCACAGCCAUCGGCAAGCGGCCCUGCUACCCAUGCCGGUCUCGACCUCAACUCGCAAGCACCGGUGUCGGAGGGGUUCCCGGGGCUUGGGCUCUACGGAGCCUUCCUCCAGAGCGAUGAUGACGAGCUCCUCCCUGGGCGCGUCAGGGGCUCCGGGCUCCCUCCCUAUCGCCCACCCUACGCCCGGCGACUGAACUUCGGCGGCUCCUCAGCGGCGGCAGCCGGUCGCGGAGGAGGAAACGGUGGCGUGUUCCUUGGCGGGUCGUCGUCGGGGGCAGGCGGCGGUGUUCAGCAGCGCGCCAACUCGGCCGCCGCGGCACCCAGCCGCCGUAACCAGCGCACCGGCACGGCGUUCAGUGGCGGCGACGUUCGGCAGCGCGCCAACUCGGCCGCCGCGGCACCCAGCCGCCGGGCACCGAGGAGUGCUGUCCGUGCGCAAGCAUCCGGCUCUGGCGCUCCCUUUGACAAUGGUGAUGAAGAAUUGGAGGAUGACGUGGAAGAGUUUGCGAGCUCCGGAGGUCCCUCGGUGAGCCAAAACAAUCGAGCCCAAUGGAAUGAUGCUAAUAGUGCUUGCUUGUUAGAAUUGUGCAUUGAGCAACGUGCAGCAGGAACGUAUAAUGGUGUAACAAUGACUGCUGAAGGGUACCAAGCUGUUAUGGACGGCUUACUUGCUAGAAGGGGGUUGGUGUAUUCCCGUGUGCAGGUGAAGAACCAGAUAGUCGUACUCAAAAACACCCACUCCUUUUGGCGAUACAUGCAAGUGCACAUAGGGUUGGGGAGGAAACCAGAUGGAACCAUUGAUGCCGACUCUGAGUUCUGGAUAACACACACAGAGAAGAAACCAUACCUAAGGAAGUUGCAGUGGGGUCCUCCAGCAAACGAGGAGUUGCUUGAUCAACUGUUCAGAGGUUGCACCGUGGAUGGAAGCACAGCCUUUGUGCCUGGAGAUGAUUAUGGUCAGACUCAAGGGCAAGAUGCAGGGGCAGAAGAGGAGUUUCAAGGAACACCUACAAGUACAAGCAACCAGAGGAGCCAGAGGGGCAAGAGGUCAUUAAGCACUUCAAGCACUUUGACUAGUCCAUUGAAGAAGAGCAAGAGCCCAAUGGUGAAAAUUGUCAAGGACAUAGCCAAUACCUACAAGGAGUCUGUCGCAGCCAACACUAAGCAAAUGCAGAAACGUGCAAAUGAGAAGGCUGCAUUUUCUGUGAAGAGGUGUCAGGAGCUGGCAUUUGAGUGCGGUGUUCAGCAAACAGUUGACUCUGUCUAUGCUAUGUCCAAGAUGUUCGAAACGGAGUACCAAAGGGAGUUCUUUUGUGGCCAAUUAACUGCUGAGCUUAGGUUGGGUUACUUCAAGAAAUGGUGCAGAGACAACAAUUUGGAGUAG
This is a messenger RNA of Triticum turgidum subsp. durum (durum wheat), 1413 nucleotides long. NCBI's taxonomy places the organism in Eukaryota, Viridiplantae, Streptophyta, Magnoliopsida, Poales, Poaceae. The record is from the annotation of a GenBank genome assembly.